AAACUCAAAACAUCUGAACGAGAAAAUUUGUAGAAAGGCACGCUCUCGCUUGAUUUGUAAAAUACGUUUGUAAAGUAUAGUUUGUAUUUUGUUUAUCAUUUGUAUUUUGUCGCGAAAAUAGGUAUUGUCAGCUUGUAAAGCUUACCAGUAAAGUACGUCAAGUUUUAUUUUUGUUCAGCAGUGCACAGCUGGUCAGAGCCAGUAGGAGAAAGAAGGAAAAAAAUCUAGUUCACCGGGUCACCAACAAAUCGACUAGCCGUCACGGAACUAUGACAAACCAGUACGUUAGCCCGCUAUCGAUAGCAGUAAUUUGCUCCUCCAAUAUGAACCGAUCGAUGGAAGCGCACGGAUUUCUGGCGAAGAAACGCUUUAAAGUACGCUCGUUCGGAACCGGUGACAAGGUGAAGCUACCCGGUACGGCGGCCGAUAAACCAAACAUCUACGAGUUCGGUACCAGCUACGAUGAAAUCUACACCGAUCUGGCCAGCAAAGACAAGCAAUACUACACCCAAAACGGUUUGUUACAUAUGUUAGAUCGUAACAGGCGAAUCAAAGCUUAUCCGGAAAAGUUUCAAACAUGUUCGGAGCGGUUCGAUGUUCUGGUCACUUGCGAGGAACGUGUUUAUGAUCAGGUAAUCGAAUUUAUGGAAUCGAGAAGCCCAUCCUGCAAUCUGCCGGUGCAUGUGAUCAAUAUUGAUAUUCAGGACAACCACGAGGAAGCGACGCUCGGUGCGUUUAUAAUCUGUGAUCUGAUAACGAUGAUGGCUCAAACGGAGGACUUGGACAACGACAUCGACGAGCUGCUGCACGAUUUCGAGAGCAAAUGCCAGCGGAGCGUGCUGCACUGUGUACUGUUUUACUAGCUAACAACGCAAGCAAAAUGAUUGUAUGAGAUACAGCAAAAACAAUAGUGUAUCCCAUUUAGUUUAGUUUUUAACCGCUAGAUAGGUAACUGAAGGAAGAAAACCUCAAGACGACGGGUGUUAACUACUUUACUCUCUAAAUUUAUUGAUGAUGAUUAUUUGCAACUAAAAAAUAGUCCCGCGCAAAAUAUUCAUACCAAAUAUAGCACCAGAAAAUAACGAAAAAAAUACUAACAGAUUGUGAAUAAUUUAUAAUAGGAACAUAACAAAUUAAGCCGCAAACAAUAGGACACCCAAGAUCGAUAAAAACUGGAAAACAUUUCACAACUGCUUAGUGAUCGGUUUCGAUUGUAGGAACCUAAAAAUGAAGCACAUAUAUUUAAUAUAAAGAUGUG
Molecule: messenger RNA, 1258 nt
Organism: Wyeomyia smithii (pitcher-plant mosquito)
Lineage: Eukaryota; Metazoa; Arthropoda; Insecta; Diptera; Culicidae
Gene: Ssu72
Product: RNA polymerase II subunit A C-terminal domain phosphatase SSU72
Exons: 5
Coding region: 270-863 (197 amino acids)
Biological process (GO): termination of RNA polymerase II transcription
Cellular component (GO): nucleus; mRNA cleavage and polyadenylation specificity factor complex
Molecular function (GO): RNA polymerase II CTD heptapeptide repeat phosphatase activity
Source: RefSeq, a predicted model, not a curated record